GAAAAUUUCCUUCGUUUAGAGGUUAAAAAUAACAUUUAUACAAAACAUGAUAGCUAUUCAAAGUUUUCAGUAAUUCCAAUGAUAUAUAAACUGUGAUAAUUGUAUUAAUGUAGAUAAUUUAAAUAUGAGAAAAAUUAGUUUUGCUUGUUUUUGAACAUUGACAUGAAAAUUAAUUAAAGACAAGAUUUGCGCGUGCAUGAAUGACUGAAAUCUGUAAACAAAACCAUCAUUGCAAUAUGCUGAAAAGAUUUGAGUGUCCUCAAUGCGGAUCAUGUUUCGACCGUGCUUCGCAACUGGAUUAUCAUCAUCGCAGUAUACACCUUCGAGAGAGAUCUCAAGUAUGCCAAAUAUGCAAAAAGGGUUUCUUUCGCAAGACAGACUUACGCACCCACUUGAACAUUCAUAUGGGAACAAACUUUUAUAUUUGCGAAUUCUGUGGAAGGCAGUUCAGUCAUGUAUCAAAUCUUAUAAGGCAUUGUAGGAUGCAUACAGGACUGAAACCAUAUUCAUGUUCAAUUUGCGAUAAGCGCUUCACACAAAUUUCCUCGUUAGUGAGACAUAAACAAAUGAUACAUGGAAUACCAAAGGAAACUGUGCAUCAAUAUUACGAUCAUAGUCUUAUCAGUAAUAAAUCACAAACUAGUGAUCACCUAUUGAAGGAGAAUAAGUCUGUUAAAAGUGUUGCGACGAAGCAACAAACAAGUGCUAACAAACAAUGCCAUUGCAAAUCUUCCGGGGAAAGUUCCGAUUGUAUCUGUUCAAAAGCUCUCUUGCGACAAUAUGAAAACCAUUAUUCCGAGAGUAUUAUGCUACCAGAGUACAAUAGCUGUAAAAAGAUAAUAGAUAAUGGCACAGAUAAUGCUACAGAGAAUGAAUUCUGUAUGGAACAGAGAUAUCAGAGUAUCACUACAGAUCCAGAUGUGCAGAAAAAUGAGGCAGUUCCGGAUCAGCAUAAUAUUAAUAUGGAUAAUAAAAUGUGCUCAUCCCUAUCACAAACUGACGAUUACAUAGCGUCUAAAGAGUUUGAAGAAAGUAAUUUGGACUGUGAGAAUACAAAUCAAUUUUCACAAGAUUAUUUUGCUGAAAUUGAAGAAAGACUCGGAUCUAUUGAUUUGGCCAUGAACAAGACCGUUGUUUUAAAUCCACCUCAAGAUACAGUCAACAAUCACGAACAGAUACAGGCCAAAGACAAUGUAAUUUAUUUACAUCAAUUCGAUAAAAACAAUUUUAUCUUUUUACCUCGAGAUAGAGGGCCUAAUGUUAAUGCAUUAGAAGCUGAAAACUAUGAAAACUCUUGGAGGACGAGCGAUCUGCACACACAUAUGAUCCAAGAGGCUUGUAAAGAGGUUUCCACAAACGGUAUCAGAACGUUAAAUAUGGACGCAAACUUGCAAACUUGUAAUUCCGAUGAUGUUUCAGUAGAUCAAAAGCUCUUGUACAGACAGCUAUGCAAAGACGCGAUUAGCGAAAAUAAAAAAUGCAAUAAGCCACUGAAUGAUGACGUUACUCAAUUGUACAUAGAACUUAUCAAUUCAGGAAUGUUGAAAUUUGAUGAAUCUCGAUAUUGUAAUAACACAGAUUCAGACGGCGUGAACCUUAAUCACACUAUAAAAUCUCAGCAUUCUACAAAUAUUGCUAACAAAGAUGCGAUAUGUACUCCCGUUACUAUGCAAAAUCAGGAUAAUCUGCUGCACGAUGAAGAUAAUCUAGAUAGUUUUAAUAAUACAAAUGACGUGAUGUCAAAUAAUGAAAAGCCCAUGUUACGAUUAGUACAAACAGAAACCGGUGAACAAUUUUAUGAAUUCAUGAUAAGUAAUUUGGUAGAAGACAUGCAAAAUAUUUCGUGCGCCGAGGACUUGGAGAACGAAGUGGAGGAAUCCAUAAACACCUUUAGGCAUUGUCAAAAACUGGACUCAAAUUCGAAAGGGAGCAACGGGGAAAAUGAUCAGAUGGAACAUCAGGAAGUGUUGGAAAGCUUCGCUGGCAUAAAUAAUGAAUUCAAUUAUACGCAAUUCGAUUUUCACGGGGAGGAAAAGAAUUUCACCAUUCUCUGUCACGACGAAUCUGAACGUAUCCAACAAGAUUCAAGAAAUAACAUUUAUGAUAAUAACGUGCAAGAAAAAAAUACGCAAAACUACAAUACCGAGCAUUUAGAAUUACUGGAACACGAAUCGCACGUGGAUUUUGACAAGUACGUCGAAACGAAUCUCGAAGCCUUUGAAAGAUUAAAUUAUGAAAAUUGCAGUGAGAAAUUUUUGGAAUUCGUGGAAGUUGCCGAUAUUGGUAUAGAGAACUCAGGAUGCAAAGAACCGUCAAUGGUGCGUUUGAUCCAAAAUGAUGAUGGCGAGCAGUUGCUGGAAUUAUUGCAAGAUUCUCAAAUUACGGGACAAGAAUCGAAUCAAGAUUUUACAGUACAAACUAACGAUUUUGACAAAGACUGUUCAAACAUUUUGCAAGAUAAUAAUAAAACGGUAGACUAUUCCAAAAGUAAAUCAGACUUUUUCACGUAUGUCGAAAAUAAUAUGUCAUUAGAAGAGAAUAUAAAUAGCAAUCGCAGCAUGGAGAAUAACAAUGAGUGCAUAGAAAGUAGUAAUAACACGUUUGAAAAUAUAGCAAUUGGUGAGGGUACAAGUAACGAGAACUCUGCCAAAACAUCGGAGGAAGCAAAAAAACCGAAGGCUACUUCGAAAAAGUUUCAAUGCUCUGUGUGCAAGAAAGCGUUCUCGUCAGCUUAUAACUAUAAACAGCAUAUUGGCGUUCACUUUACCGAUCAGCAGAAAUUUCAUUGCAAGGAGUGCGGGAUAUCUUUUGCUUGGAAAACUACGUUCAACAAGCACAUCGCUAACAAUCAUAGCUCAGACGGGCCGCAGAAAUUUGUUUGUGAGAUCUGCCCAAAGGUCUACAGUACCUUAUCACAAGUUAAUGAGCACAUAAAAAGGGACCAUCUGAAGGAGCGCAACCAUGUUUGUCUUCUCUGCGGCAAAUCUUUCUUCAAGAAAUCCGACUUGAAGACUCAUAGUAGAACGCACACGGACGAGCGUCCCUACGUUUGUCGCGUGUGCGGCAAACGGUUUCAUCAUCAGAGCCACAUCAUCCGUCACGAGCGUACGCAUUCAGGCGAGAGUCCAUUUGUCUGUGACGUUUGUCAGAAAACUUUUAUGCAGCUCAGUUCCCUGAAAGCGCACAAGCAGAAGCAUCAACAGGUUCAAGUGGAUUUCCUGGAUUACCAAAUCGAUGAAGACGACCCCACAGCAUUGGUGACGCUAUGAAAUAAAGACAUACAUAUGGUUGCUAUUGUAUUAUAAUGUAUAGCAGUCUUGUCUAUUUUAUCACAUCUCUCUCUCUCUCUCUCUCGUUAUCUUUUUUUGUAAUUGUAAACCUGAAUGAUGUUACACGCGUAUGCACGCGUGUAUUUAUUUAUUUAUUCAUGUUGACUUGUACAGGUACAGUAUAUAUGUACAGUUUAUGGGACUUUAUAUAAAGAUAUACGUUGAAUA
Ooceraea biroi (clonal raider ant) is the source of this 3497-nucleotide messenger RNA. RefSeq names its product zinc finger protein 28 homolog. The record is from RefSeq and is a predicted model, not a curated record. Lineage: Eukaryota; Metazoa; Arthropoda; Insecta; Hymenoptera; Formicidae. Gene Ontology annotation, cellular component: nucleus. Gene Ontology annotation, biological process: regulation of transcription by RNA polymerase II. Gene Ontology annotation, molecular function: RNA polymerase II transcription regulatory region sequence-specific DNA binding; DNA-binding transcription factor activity, RNA polymerase II-specific.